Paramacrobiotus metropolitanus is the source of this 2090-nucleotide messenger RNA. RefSeq names its product transcription factor GATA-5-like. The record is from RefSeq and is a predicted model, not a curated record. The transcript has 6 exons. Gene Ontology annotation, molecular function: RNA polymerase II cis-regulatory region sequence-specific DNA binding; DNA-binding transcription factor activity, RNA polymerase II-specific; zinc ion binding. Lineage: Eukaryota; Metazoa; Tardigrada; Eutardigrada; Parachela; Macrobiotidae. Bases 432 to 1415 code for a protein of 327 amino acids. Gene Ontology annotation, biological process: positive regulation of transcription by RNA polymerase II; negative regulation of transcription by RNA polymerase II.
AGUGGGAUUAUAAUACUGGUCGUAGGCGCGUGUUUCCAGAGCAGUUGGGCGCGUUGUGAAACAGGAAUGCCAGUUCGAGCAAGAAAAUAGUAUACAUAUGUAACGGAAUGCCAACAUAAAAGCGUGCAGAGCAGUGUAGCUUUGAAUAAUUAGAGAAUACUGAGUAUUAGGUCCUGAGCUCCAUCUGGUGGGUUUCCCGCGCAACGGUACCUUUGUGCAGUUUGGCCUGUUUGAUCAGUUAAACUGCCGAUAUACCGAUAAAUACUGCAGAAGUACUACUAACAUAUCAAUUGUGAUUGUGAAUUUCUUGGCAUUUCUUGACGGUCUCGCUGGUAAUUAUUUUUCCCCAACAAAUAUUCACAGUGGAUUUUUCCAGGAUAGAUUCCGUUUCUGUCUCUGUCCGUGGAUUCUUCCUAGAUCCACCAUCAUAAAUGGAUACUCCCGGGAUCGGAACGGCCGACCGCUCGGAGACCGAUGUGGUCCGCCCCGAUCGUGGCUCCAUCCCCUCCGGUGGAUUUCCGGCGGCCAACACCAUGAACUUGCUGUCGCAGGUGACGACGGUCGCCCAUCAGGAGGUCAGCGUCCCGCCCAGCUCCCUGUACAUCCCGGCGGCCGAAGCCGACAUGCAGGACGUUUACGCCGUGACCGACGCCCCGUCUAGACACUUCAGCAGCAGCAGCGCCACCUCCGCCGGUCCCGACUACGGGGCGGCCACGCCGUCCUAUUGGGUCCGGUCUCUGACGACAGUGCAGAGCGCCGACACCCGCCACGCCCUCCCGCAGCGGACCGGGGCCGUGAUACCGUUGGACCAGCAGCCUUAUUGGUAUCCGGCCGAUCGUUACGCCGGUUCGGCAUACUACCCGACGAUCCCGCACAGCGCCGGGGCGCCCACCACCAUUCGAAACCAGCCAGUCGGAUACGUCGAGUGUGGCGUGGCAGAGGUGGAAGCGGGCACGAAGGGCCGGAAGUGCGCCAACUGCGGCUCGCCAAUACAGGAAAACCCGCACAGCGAUCUGCUGUCGGGUCGUGAUCGGAUCGGGCCCUCUCUCUGCAACGCCUGCCUCCAUCGCAAGAUCACCACCGUCAACCGGCCGCUGGGCCGGCGUAAUAAACGGCUGCAACAUACCUCUCGCGGUGCGCACUUGAUUUGCUCCAACUGCGCCACGGACACCACAACGCUCUGGCGACGAGAUGAAUAUGGCCAGCCACUGUGCAACGCCUGCGGUCUCUACUUGAAACUCCACCGCGCGGCGCGUCCGAGUCAGAUGCGCAAGAACCGCAUCCUGAUCCGCAAAGGCAGCGAGGAUACCUCCGGAUCCGCCGGCACUGACAGCCACCGCGCCGAGAAACUCGCCGUGGAUAUGACUGCUCGCUUGACGCUGACCGAUACGCAGUGGAGUAGACGCUACCCAUAAAACGCAAUCGCCGCCCUCGGCUCGCCAGUGCCGGUUUAUUUAGUUAGUGGCUAAUUCAGUUAUUACCAUAAUUAUUACCACGUAAUUAUUUUAAUCGUGCCGGUCUGGUGUUGACUGCUGCCCAGAUAUGCUCUACAUACUCUUACAUUGUACAAUAACUAUGCUCGCAUACUGGCUGUACCGUGAUUUAAUUACUGCUGUCGGUUUUUUUACAAGACGACAGCGCUGCUAUCUUUUUGUGUUAAAUUAUGUAUGUACUUACCUGCCGUGAACUGAAUGUUCUGACUGGUAUGAAACUGAAUACUCGGUUUCCGCUCGCUGCUUGCACAUAGUACCUUCGUUUGUACGAUUUCUGGCAUCCACGCAGCUUCGUGUUAUUUUCCUCAUAAAUGUAAACAAUAAACUUAACAGUGCUAAAGAAUACCGAAGCAAUCAACGCCUGUGGUCGGACAUGUUGACUAUCAGGAAGCUGGAAGCCUUAAAGGAGGAUGCCGACGUUAUCGCCUCUGCUCGCUUGUUGGCCGCCUCUACUAAGAAUGCCAGUGCCUGGUUGUUUGCUUUGCCGGUUGCUAGCCUUGGCACACUGUUGGACGACGCUGCGGCACGAAUCGCUUGCUUUACGGUUGGGAGUUCAGAUCUGUAAGCAACACAAAUGCCGAUGCGGGGAAAUGGCUG